Messenger RNA from Pteropus alecto (black flying fox), 2097 nucleotides. It is a transcript of the gene SMIM26, whose product is annotated as small integral membrane protein 26. The coding region runs from base 85 to 399 and encodes 104 amino acids. The record is from RefSeq and is a predicted model, not a curated record. The transcript has 3 exons. Gene Ontology annotation, cellular component: mitochondrion. NCBI's taxonomy places the organism in Eukaryota, Metazoa, Chordata, Mammalia, Chiroptera, Pteropodidae.
AGGCAGCGGCGGCUGCGACUCGGCGACCGGAAGGCUCGCCUCAGCCCUGUUUUCGGAGGAUCGAGUCCUUCCCUGAGAGGCGCCAUGCGUCCGGAUCAGGCUGUGAUUUGGUACCGGCGCAUGUCAGCGGUGUACGCAUUGGGCGCCUGGACCCUGUUGGGCUCCUUGUUUUUCCUAGGUGGGAAAAAGAGCAAGUUAUCAGGUGAUGAAGUAGAGCAAAAGGAUGUCUCAACAAAUGAAAUACCUGAGCAAAGUGGUGAAAUAAAUGAAAUAACUGAACUCCCAAAAGGGUUUUAUGUGGAAACCAUUGUCACAUAUAAAGAAGAUUUUGUUCCAAUUACUGACAAGAUCCUCAACUUUUGGAAAUCAUGGACCGGUGGCCCUGGACCAGAAUCAUGAUUAACUGCUUAAUUCUGAACUUUGGUUCAGCAUAUACAUUUGAUAGAUGCCUUGGUUUCCAUUUUAUGUUUGUGAAAAGUGUAUUUAAUUUAAUUUUGCUGUAAAAUAUAAUCACUAAUAAUAUGCGAUAAAUAUUUCCUUGUGGAAAAGUAAACUUGCAUAUUCAAAAGAUGUUCCUCUAUACUUCAUGAAUGAAAGGUCGAAGUGACAUUUAGCUUCUACAAUCUCGCUUUUCUGAAACUAGUUCACGAAAUUUAUAUGUCUUUCAUAUUGCUAUCAGACAUGGCUUUAGUGUUCCAUUUAAGAUUAGGUAAUAACUCCCAAAUUAAAUAGAUUCAACCUGUUCUUUAGGACCAGUAAAGAUACUCCUCAUUUUCAGCAGGCAUGGAUUAAACCCCAGUUACAGCUACCAGUAUUCUAGAUACAGAGGACAGUCGGGACAACAUGGUUCCUGAAGUACAGUGCUGCCAAGUACCAGUAGUACCCAAGGAGCUACUGAAGUACAGUACAAGUUUGUUACUUGCAACUUGUUACUUGGUUGCAAGUAACAAACCCACAUAAGUGAUCUUAAAUCAGGGUGUUUAUCAAAAAUGUGUAUAGACAGCUCAGAACUAAAGCAGAGUAUGCUGUAGUCUUAGGAGGGCCUGGUACCAGGAACUAGAAUGUAGCCAGCCACUCAAUGAGCCCGCCUGCUUUUGUUGGACUCAAAUAAACUAGUAAACUCCUAUAAAAAUUUUCUACAAGUUUGGAUGUUCUUAGGUUGACAUAUGUGCCCUUAAAAAUGGCUUCCUAAGUCUCUGGUAACUUGAAACUAAAGUUUUGCUAUCUAAAUGAAAUGAUGGAUGUUCACUGAAUAUUCCAUUUCCAGAUAAGAUAAAAUACUGAAACAUUAAUUACUGAACAUAAGUUUAUCUACCUUUUGCUUCUUAAUAGAGGAACUAAAGAUACUUAGGUCUAUUAGUAAACUUGUUGUGCCACAUUAAAAAUUUUCUUUGUGCUAUGAGGAAAUAUAUAUUUCUAGAAAUUAUGUGUUUAUAAAUUUAAAAGAAUACUGGCAUAACAGUUCACAAUUUGCUUACUCCUUAGUUUUACUAGAAAUUCACAUUUGUAAAAGUUAAGAAUUCCUAUAUAUGUGAUUAAAGGUACAAAAACUAAUAAUAGGGAAAACAACUACGUAUACAAGAAAAAUAGGAUAUAUUUGGUUUGAAAAAAAGGUAUGAGAUGUGUUUUCGUUAAGGGAAGUGAAGUAAUUUGGUCUUGAUUGAUUGGGUAAGAGAACGUGACACACUAAAAGGGACACAAAGUCAAAGAAAGUUUAUGAAAAAGGAAUCUUGAGAAAGGAAAUUUUAUGAGUGGUCAAGCUGAAUAAGAUUGAAAUUAAGUGAAUUUAAAUAUCAAAAGUAAGCUGAUGUAAAAUUAGAGUUUGGUUUUCCCUCUCUGCUAAAAAGGACAAAGUUUUCUAGGUCUAUUGGUCUGCAACUGAUAAUUGUGAAUCAGUUUUCUAUCUAGAAAGCAAAGAUUAUUUUAUUAAAAUAAUUUUCUGUGUUUUACAUUGUCUUAAUCUGGUCCUUGAUAAGAAAACUGAAUUUCUUCAAUAGUAAGAACUACAUUUUGCUAACAGUUAUGUAAACUAUAUUUGUCUUUGAAAUCUUAUUGUCACUUUGCUUAAGUGGAUGAUUAAAUAUUGCUUCAUAAUGA